Molecule: messenger RNA, 824 nt
Organism: Colletotrichum godetiae
Lineage: Eukaryota; Fungi; Ascomycota; Sordariomycetes; Glomerellales; Glomerellaceae
Product: woronin body major protein
Exons: 2
Coding region: 103-639 (178 amino acids)
Biological process (GO): positive regulation of translational termination; translational elongation; positive regulation of translational elongation
Molecular function (GO): translation elongation factor activity; RNA binding; ribosome binding
Source: RefSeq, a predicted model, not a curated record
UCUGAGCGCCCCCGUCCUCAGCAGUACAAGGAAACCAUCAAGGUUACCGAAGAGACCAUCGAGCCCACUCACGUCUCCAAGCCCCAACACAAGUCUUCCAAGAUGGGUUACUACGACGAGGAUGUCUCCGAGGUUCGCGCCGCUUCCGCCCCCCGCCGCCAGUCUUCCGGCUCUGGCUCCGGUGCCCCUCUCCUCCCCAACACCGUCACCAUCCCCUGCCACCACAUCCGCCUCGGCGACUUCUUGAUGCUCCAGGGCCGCCCCUGCCAGGUCAUCAAGAUCUCCACCUCCGCCGCCACCGGCCAGUACCGCUACCUCGGUGUCGACCUCUUCACCAAGCAGCUCCACGAGGAGUCUUCCUUCAUCGCCAACCCUGCCCCCAGCGUCGUUGUCCAGACCAUGCUCGGCCCCGUCUUCAAGCAGUACCGCGUCCUCGACCUCUCCGAUGGCCAGGUCACUGCCAUGACCGAGACCGGCGAUGUCAAGCAGGGCCUGCCCGUCAUUGACCAGUCCAACCUCUGGUCCCGCCUCAACAACGCCUUCGAGUCCGGCCGUGGCUCCGUCCGCGUCCUUGUCCUCAACGAUGCUGGCCGUGAGCUCGCCGUCGACGUCAAGGUCAUCCACGGCUCUCGUCUGUAAGCGUUCCGCGCUAUGUCAAUGGGUUAUCUAGCAAACAUGUCAUGUACGAAUUACAGAUGAUCAAAUGUAAUGGAGAAAUUGAAGUCGAUUUUUGGAUAAAAACAGAACGGAUAAAGGAUCCAGGAGUCUUUUACGUAGAUAUGUAGCUCUGUAUAUGAUCUGUAAUCCAUGUGUUGGGUACUACA